Molecule: messenger RNA, 11604 nt
Organism: Puma concolor (puma)
Lineage: Eukaryota; Metazoa; Chordata; Mammalia; Carnivora; Felidae
Source: RefSeq, a predicted model, not a curated record
AUGGAGCCUGAGGACCUGCCGUGGCCCGGCGAGCUCGAGGAGGAGGAGGAGGAACAGGCGGAGGAGUCUGCGAACCAGGAAGAGGACGAAGUGGUCGAGGUGGUGGAGGUGGAGGAAGGGGAGGGGCGGGAGCUGGACUCGGACUUUAAUUACGAGAGCCAGCCACGGGAGAGCACGGACGACGAGGACGACGAGGAGGCCAAGGCCUGGCUGCAGGCGCACCCCAGCGGGAGUUUGCUUUCGUCGUCGCGCCCGAGCCACCGCUUCUUGGAGGACGAGCGGACCGGCCCGGAGAAGGUUGUUCCAUUGACCUGUCAUGUAUGGCAACAGUCACUAUAUCAAGACAAUAGUGGUAUACAGAUUUCUGAUGCUAAUGUAGUCUCUGUGAAAAAAACAGCUCAGUGGGAUUCUGGAGAUGAUCAGAGAACAGAAUCUUGGCAUUGUCUUCCUCAAGAGAUGGAUUCUUCCCACACUUUGGAUACAACCCACACCAGUUUUAAUAUGAGAGAGGAAAGGACCAAAGUGACAGGCUUCCCCUCUCUGGAGGAAGGUAUAUUGACCCAACCGGAAAAUCAAGUAAAGGAACCCAAGAGAGAUCUCUUAUGUUCACCGCUGCUAGUCAUACAAGACAACUUUGCUUCUCCUGAUUUGCCUUUGCUGACAUGUUUGACACAAGAUCAAGAGCUUGGGUCUGAUUCCUUAUUUCAACAAAGUGAACUAGAUUUUGCACCUUUGAGGGGAAUUCCUGGUAAGUCUGAAGAUACUGAAUGGUUUUCUCGACCGUCGGAAGUUAGUGAAGCUGUAUUCCAGGCAGCCUCAGAAGUAGCUUCAGACUUAGUUAACAGUUGCAUUAGUGUAUCUCAGCACUCACUUCUAGGUAGUGCAGCUGUUGGGUCUCAGCGCUCCUUUUUACGUCCUGAACAAGGGACUAAAGAGACUGUUUCGUCUGAUACAGAUGAUGAACUGCAAACCUCCGAAGACUUCGAUAGUUGUGAUGCUCUGUGUUCGUAUGUGGCAUGGAAGACACAAGAAGUUCAGGAGCCAGAAGCCAGUUUAGCUGAUGAAGGUCAAGUUUCAGUUUCAGCUUCAUCUGAUAAAAGCGAUGAAUACAUGACUUCUAAAGAAAGUGACAGUUUUGAUGAUUCUUAUUCAUAUGUGCAGUAUCGGAAACAGAAAGCUUUACAGCAGUCAGGAAAAUAUUUAACCAAGGGGCUGCAGGUGAAGGCUGAAUCUGACAUCUGUACUCUGGAUGAUGAUACUGAAUCCUGUAGCCUAGAUGAAAAUGCUGUUGUACGCAGUACAAGAGUUGCUGAUCUACAAAGAGAGCUAACCAGAGAGUUGGAGUAUCACUAUUCAGAUCUCAGAAUGUUGAGGGUAUCUCCCGACACUGUGCAAAAGACUCUCAAGCAUUUAGCAGGAGAUACUUCUAAAGGAGGCACAGCUGAAAUUACUCAGUCCACCUUGAAACCAGGCAUCAGAGAUUCAGAUAUUGGAUCUCAUUUUUCCUUGUUCCCUGAGGACUUUCCUCAGUUGGCUUUAAGGUUUCCUCAAGAGACUACUAUUGGUCCACAUACUGAUAUACUCAGCCAACAAGCAUUGGAUAGUCAUACAACUGAAAAGACUCUAAAAGUUUCAACUGUUCAUGAACUAGCUGACCAGAAGACUGGAAUAUCAACAGUGCCCUCUAGUUCCUACUCACAAAGAGGGAAGCCUGGUAUUUUCUGCUUACAGUACUUGCCAGAUCGUCAUCUAACUGAAGAGGCUGCAAAAGUUUUGGCUGUUCCGGGACCUGCUGACCAGAAGACUGGCAUACCGACAGUCUUUCCAAGUUCCUACCCACUUGGAGAGAAGCACAGUAUUUUCUACUCGCAGGCCUUGCCAGACAGUUAUGUAACUGAAGAGGCUCUGAAAGUUUCAGCUGUUCCUGUAUCUGCUGACCAGAGGACUGAGAAAAUAACAGUACCUUCUACUUCCUAUUUACAAAGAGAAAAGCAUGUUAAUUUUUCCCAGCAACAGUCGUCAGAUAGUCAUCUAACUGAACAGGCCUUGAAAGUUUCAGUUGUGUCUGGACCAGCUGGUAAAAACACUGGGAUACCUAUAUUACCUUCAAUUUCCUCCUCACUUGGAGAGAAGCCCAGUGUCUUUUACCAGCAGGCCUUGCCAGAUAGUCAUUUAAUUGAACAGGCUCAGAAAGUUUCAGCUGUUCCUGGACCAGUUGAUCAGAAGACUAGGAUACCUGCAGCAUCCUCUACUUACUACUCAUAUGGAGAAAGGCCCCAAAUUUUCUAUCAACAGACAUUGCCAGAAAGUCAUCUACCUGAACAGGCUCUGAAAUUUUCAGCUGCUCCUGGAUCUAAUGAGCAGAAGACUGGGAUACCAACCCUAACCUCUACUCCUUAUUCACAUAGAGAGAAGCUCAAUGUUUUCUGCCAACAGGAGUUGCCAGAUAGUUCUCUAACUGAACAGGCUCAGAAAGUGUCACCUGUUCCUGGACCUGCUGAGCAGAAGACUGGGAUACCAACCCUAACCUCUACUUCCUAUUCACUUGGAGAGAAGCCUAGUCUUUUCUAUCAACAAGAGUUGCCAGAUAAUCCUCUAACUGAACAGGCCCAGAAAGUUCUAGCUAUUCCUGGACCAGAUGACCAGAACACUGGGAUAUCAAUAGGGUCCUCUAGGCUCUACUCACUUGGAGAGCAACCCAAUAUUUUCUCCCAGCGGGUAUUACCAGAUAGUCAUCUAACUGAAGAGACUCUGAAAGCUUCAUCUGCUCCUAGACCAGGUGACACAAAGACUGGGGUACCAACAGUACCCUCUAGUUCUUAUUCACCUAGGGAGAAGUCCGGUAUUUUCUACCAACAGGUCUUACCAGGCUGUCAUCUAUCUGAAGAGGCUCUGAAAGUUUCAGUUGCUACUGUACCAGCUGAAAUAAAGAGUGGGUUAUCAUCAGAAGGCUCUAAUUUCUACACAGAGAGAGAGAAGACCAGUAUUUUCUACCAACAGGAGUUGCCAGACAGUCACCUAACUGAACAGGCUCAGAAAGUGUCACCUGUUCCUGGACCUGCUGACCAGAAGACUGAGAUAUCAACAGUAACCUCUGCUUCUUACUCAUAUAUAGAAAAGCCCUUUAUUUUCUACCCACAGGAGUUGCCAGACAGUCACCUAACUGAACAGGCUCAGAAAGUGUCACCUCUUCCUGGACCUGCUGACCAGAAGACUGAGAUAUCAACAGUAACCUCUGCUUCUUACUCACAUAUAGAAAAGCCCUUUAUUUUCUACCCACAGGACUUGCCAGACAGUCAUCUAUCUCAAGAAUCUCUAAAAGUUACAGCUGUUUCUGAACCAGUUGACAAGAAGACUGGAAUACCAGUAGUCCCCUCCACUUCCUACUCACAGAGAGAGAAGCCCAUUAUUUUUUAUCCACAGGCCAUACCAGAUAUUCAUCUCACUGAAGAGACUCUGAAAGUUUCAGCCAUAUCUGAAUCAGCUGACUGGAAGACUGGAAUACCAACAGUAUCCUCUAUUUCCUCCUCACAUACAGAAGAGCCUGUUAGUUUUUCCCUACAGGCCUUCGCAGGCAGCCUUCUACUUGAAGAAGCUCUGAAAGUUUCAGUUCUUCCUGGACCAGCUGACCAGAAGGCUGGGUUAUCAUCAGAACCUCCUAGUUCCUACUCACAUGGAGAGAAGCCCAUUAUCUUCUACCCACAGAGAUUGACAGAUAGCCAGGUACCUCAGGAGACUUUGGAAGUUUCAGCUGUUCCUGGACCAGCUGCCCAGAAGACUGGCUUGCCAUCAGAACCUUCUAGCUGCUACUCACAUAAAGAGAAGCCCAUUAUCUUCUGCCUACAGGGCUUGACAGACAGCCAGGUGCCUCAGGAGGCUCUGAAAGUUUCAACUGUUCCUGGACAAGCUGACCAGAAGACUGGGUUGCCAUCAGAACUUUCUACCUCCUACUCACAUAGAGAGAAGCCCGUUAUUUUCUCCUCACAGGGUUUGACAGAUAGCCAGAUACCUCAGGAGGCUCUGAAAGUUUCAGCUGUUCCUGGACCAGCUGACCAGAAGACUGGGUUGCCAUCAGAAUCUUCUAGUCCCUACUCACAUAGAGAGAAGCCCAUUAUCUUCUACUCACAAGGCCUGACAGGUAGCCAGGUACCUCUGGAGGCUCUGAAAGCUUCAGCUGUUCCUGGACCAGCUGACCAGAAGACUGGGUUGCCAUCAGAACCUUCUAGCUCCUACUCACAUAGAGAGAAGCCCAUUAUCUUCUACCCACAGGACUUGACAGACAGCCAGGUGCCUCAGGAGGCUCUGAAAGUUUCAGCUGUUCCUGGACCAGCUGACCAGAAGACUGGGUUGCCAUCAGAACCUUCUAGUUCCUACUCACUUGGAGGGAAGCCUAUUAUUUUCUACCAGCAGGCCUUAUCAGAUAGACAUCUCACUGAAGAGGCUGUUAAUAUUUCAGCUUCUCCUGGACCAGCAGACCAAGAGACUGGGGUAUCAACAGUACCUUCUAUCUCUUACUCUCAUAUAGAGAAGCCAAGUGUUUUGUACCAACAGCCUUUGUCAGACAGUCAGCUCGCUGUAGAAGCUCUGAAAUUGUCAGCUGUUUCUGGGCCAGGUGACCAGAAGACCAGAAAACCAACAGUUACCUCCACUUCGUACUCACAUAGAGAGAAAGAGAAGCCCAUCAUUUCUUAUCAGCAAGAAUUGCCAGAUCUUACUGAAGAGGCUUUAAAAGUUUUAAAGGUUCCUGGACUAGGUGGCCAGAAGACUGGAAUACCAGCAGUAACUUCUACUUUUUACUCACAUAGAGAGAAGCCUAUCAUUUCUUACCAUCAGGAGUUGUCAGAUCCUAAUGAAGGUGCUUUAAGAGUUUUAGGCACUCCUGGGCCAGCUGACCAGAAGACUGGGAUACAAAUUGGGCCCUCCACUUCCUAUUCACAUAGAGAGAGCCCCAUCUUUUCUUACCAGAAGGAGUCGUCAGAUAUUACUGAAGAAACUUGGAAAGUUUCACCUGUUUCUGGACCAGCUAACCAGAAGACUGAGAUACAUAUAAUCCCCUCUAGUUCCUACUCAUACAGAGAGAAGGACAGUAUUCUUUACCAGCAGGAGCUUCCAGAUGUUACUGAAAAAGUUUUAAAAGUUUUUGCUCUUCCUGGACCUGCUGACCAGAAGACUGAGAUACCAACAGGACCUUCUAGCUCUUACUCACAUAAAGAGAAACUCAAGAUUUCACCUGUGAUUUUACCAGAUGUCCAGAAGACUGAGUUUCUAACAGCUCCCCCUAGUUCCUACUCAAAAAGAGAAAAACCCAAAAUUUCAACUGUGAGUGGACCAGAUGACCAGAAGACUCCGUUACCGACAGUUUUUCAUAAUUCCUGUUCUCAGAAUUUUGAGAUUGAGGAUAUUCUGAAGAUUUCACCUGUCCCUGAGCCAAUUGUUGUGAAUUCUGGGAUACCAAUACCUCUUUCUAGUUCCUCUUCCCACAGAGAGAAAUCUAAUAUUUUCUACCCACAGGAAUUGACAGACAAACAUUUAGCUGAAGAUGCACUGAACGUUUCAUCAAUUCCUGUACCAGCUGACCAGAAAAGUCUGUUACCAACAGCUCCUCCUCGUUCCUUUUCACACAGAGAGAAACCAAAUUUAUUCUACCAACAAGAUUUUCCAGAUAGACAUCUACCUGAAGAUUCUGUGAUGUUCUCACGUGGUCUUGGGCAAGCUGAUCAGAGUACUGGUUUAUCAACAGUUACUCCUGGUACUUAUUCACAUAGUGAGAAGCAGAAACUUGUUUCAGACCAUGUUCAAAUGCUAAUAGAUAAUUUGGAUUCUCCUAACUCCAGUAUUAUCUCAAGCAGUAUGCCUUUAAGUUCUCAGGCUGAUGGUAGAGUUAUAAUAAGUAAGCCAGAAUCUUCAGGUUUUGAAGAUGUCGGCUCUGUGGAAAUUCAAGAUACAAGCAAUAGUUCCAAAACUCUUAAAGAGAUUCGGACCCUUUUAAUGGAGGCAGAAAAUAUAGCACUGAAACGAUGCAAUUUUCCUGCUCCUCUUGUCCCUUUCCGAGAUGUUAGUGAUAUUUCAAUUAUACAAUCUAAGAAGAUGGUUUGCUUCAAAGAGCCCCUCACAGCUGCUGAAUCUAAUAGUGAUUUGCCUCGGAGACAGCCAUUUACAGAGGAAAGCCCAAGCAACAAGUGCAUACAGAAAGAUAUUAGCACACAGACAAAUCUGAAAUGCCAGAGAGGCAUUGAGAACUGGGAGUUUAUUAGUUCAACCACACUUAGAAGUCCUCUACAAGAAGCAGAAAGCAAAGCCGGAGUGACGUUAGAUGAAACCCUUCGACAGUAUAGAGCAGCCCAAUCCGUAAUGAGAUCUGAACCUGAAGGGUAUAGUGGAACCAUUGGCAAUAAAAUUGUUAUCCCUAUGAUGACUAUCAUUAAAAGUGAUUCAAGUAGUGAUGCCAGUUCCUGCUCAUGGGACAGUAAUUCCUUGGAGUCAGUUUCUGAUGUUCUUCUAAAUUUCUUUCCAUGUGCUUCACCCAAGACAAGUUUGACAGAUAGCAGAGAAGAAGAAAGUGUGUCAGAGAGUGAUGAUUGUGGUGGUAGCAAUGUAGAUUCACUGGCUGCACAUGUCAAAAACCUUCUCAAGUGUGAAUCCUCAUUGAAUCAUGCUAAACAAAUACUCAGAAAUGCAGAGGAAGAGGAAUGUCGAGUACGAGCACGAGCCUGGAAUCUGAAAUUUAAUCUGGCUCAUGAGUGUGGCUACUCCAUUUCAGAAUUAAAUGAAGCUGACAGGAAAAAAGUAGAAGAGAUCAAAGCAGAGUUGUUCAGUCAUGGGAGAACAGCUGACUUGUCCAAGGGUUUGCCGAGUCCACAGGGAAUAAGAUGCAACCCAGAAGCUGUAUGUGGUCACAUCAUUAUUGAGAGCCAUGAAAAAGGAUGUUUCAGGACUCUAACUGCCAAACAACCACAAUUGGAUAGCCACCCUUAUGUUUUCAGACCUGCUGACCCCUCAGACGUUAUCAGAGGACAACGGAGUCCAUCAUCAUGGAAAACCAGACACAUCAACCUUUCCAAAUCAUUAGACCAGAGUAACCCCCAUUUCAAAGUUUGGAAUUCCUUGCAGUUACGAAGUCCUUCCCCCUUUCAGAACUUUACAGCUGAUGACUUCAGAAUUAGCCAGGGUCUUCGAAUGCCUUUCCAUGAAAAGAUAGACCCUUGGCUAUCAGAAUUAGUAGAACCUGUGCCACCCGAAGAAAUAGAUUGUCAUUCUUCAUCACAUAUGCUUCCCCCAGAACCCAUGAAAAAGUUUACUACUUCCAUCACUUUUGCAUCUCACCGACACUCUAAAUGCUUUUCAGAUUCCUCUGUUCUUAAGGUUGGUGUUACUGAAGGUAGCCAGUGUACUGGAGCAUCUGUGGGGGUAUUUAAUUCUCAUUUCACUGAAGAGCAAAAUCCUCCCAGAGAUCUAGAACAGAAAACCUCUUCCCCUUCAUCAUUUAAAAUUGUUAGUCAUUCGCCAGAUACCGCUGUGACUAUUUUAGCAGAAAGUAGUAGGCAAAGUCAAAAAUUAUCUAUUGAACAUUCUCAGCAAGAAGAAAAACUCUUAGAAAGAUCAGAUUUUAAAGGCAGUGAUUCUGAGCCCAGUACCAGUGCAAAGUAUAGCAGUGUCAAGGAAGUUCAUUUUUCUGAUAACCAUACCCUCAUUAGCGUGAGCAGACCAAGUUCCACACUAGGAGUAAAAGAGAACACUGUAGCUAUAAGUCCAGAUCUUUCUUCGCACGUUUUACUUGAACGACAAGAGCUCUUUGAACAAAGCAAAGCCCCACACACAGAUCACCAUGUGAGAAAAUACCAUUCUCCCCCUCCUCAACAUCAGGAUUACGUAGCUCCGAACCUUCCUUGUCGCAUUUUUCUUGAAAAACGAGAACUGUUUGAACAAAGCAAAGCCCCACAUUUAGAUCAUCAGAUGAGAGAAAACCAAUCUCCCUUUCCUCAAGGUCAGGAUUAUAUAGCUUCAGACCUUCCUUCUUCCAUUUUUCUUGAACAACGUCAGCUCUUUGAACAAAGCAAAGCCCCAGAUGUAGAUCACAUGGGAAAAUACCAUUCCCCCUUUCCUCAAGGUCAGGAUUAUGUAGUAGAAAAGAAUAAUCAACAUAAGUUUAAGUCAUACAUUUCUAAUAUGAUAAAUGUUGAAGCCAAGUUCGAUUCUGUGGUCUCCCAACCAGUCCCAAAUCAGUGUACAUUAGUAACAUCUGCAUCUACUCCACCCUCAAAUAGAAAAGCACUUUCUUGUGUUCGUAUAACUCUUUAUCCCAAGACUCCUUCCAAGGUGGAUAGUGGAACCUUAGAUAAAAGAUUGCAUUCAUUGGAUCCUGCUUCUAAAACAAGGAUGAAUAGUGAGUUUAACUCUGACCUACAGACUAUAUCUUCAAGAUCAUUGGAACCAACAUCCAAAUUAUUGGCCAGUAAACCUGUAGCACAGAAUCAAGAAUCUUUAGGUUUUCUAGGACUUAAAUCUUCACCGGACUUCCAAGUUGUACAGUCUCCUCUUCCAGAUAGUAACACUAUUUCUCAGGACUUGAAAACCAUACCUUUUCAGAAUAGCCAGAUAGUAACCUCAAGGCAAACACAAGUGAACACUUCAGAUUUGGAAGGAUAUUCCAGUCCAGAAGGGACUCCAGUACCUGCAGAUCGACCGUCAGAGGAGAUUAAGACCCCAUUUUCUGCCUUUUCUGGAAAAUUAUCAUCUGAUGCAGUCACUCAGAUAACAACAGAAAGUCCAGGAAAAACCAUGUUUUCAUCUGAAAUUUUUAUUAAUGCUGAAGAUCAUGGAUUUGAAAGUCCAGAGCCCAGUACCCAGAACCUGGACAAAGUUCCUGUCAAGUUUGUGUCAUCAUCUUCAGUUCAACAGAUUACUCAUCCUCAUGGCACAGAUGCCCAGCCUUCACUGUUGCCAUAUAAGCCUCCUGGUAGUACCAGGAUGUACUAUGUUCCACAAUUAAAACAGAUUCCUUCUUAUCUGGAUUCCAGAUCAGAUACCACCGUUGAGAGCUCUCACUCAGGAUCCAAUGAUGCCAUCGCUCCAGACUUCCCAGCUGAGGUGCUAGGCACCAGGGAUGAUGACCUGUCCAUCCCUGCUGACACUAAACAUAAAGAGGGGAUCUACAGUAAGAGGGCCGUGGCUAAGCCAUCCUUCUCAGUGGGGAAAAACCCCCCUCAGAGAGAUAAUGCAGAUGCCAAAGUUCAAGUUUCUGUCAGUGGGGAUGAGAGCCUUUCAGACAAAAACCAGAAAAAGGAGAUCUACAGUAAAAAGGCGGUGGCUAAGGCUGCCCACCCUGAAGAGAAAGAAUUCUUGGAGACAGCCACUGCAGGUUCUAGUGGUGCUGCUGCUGCAGAGCCCUCAGCUCGACUACAAAACAUAAAGAUUGAAAGUCCACCAGACACUGAAGCCAUUAAACAGAAUGAGGAGAUCCAUAGUAAGAGGACAGAAGAUCAAGAAUCCUUGCAGAUAGAUAUUGCAGAGUCCAGAUGUCAUUCAGAAUUUGAAAAUACUACCCAUUCUGUCUUCAGGUCAGCCAAGUUUUACUUUCAUCAUCCAGUCCACCUACCAACUGAUCAAGAUGUUUGCCAUGAAUCCUUGGGGAGGAGUGUUUUCAUGAGGCAUUCUUGGAAAGAUUUCUUUCAGCGUCAUCCAGACAAACCAAGAGAACAUACUUGUCUUCCUUGCCCUGAUGAAAAUGUGGGAAAGACCAAGGCAGAUUAUACCAGAAUAGAGAGCCUCAGUAUCAAUGUAAACUUGGAAAACAAAGAAGUGAUGCAUUCCGCUAAAAGUCAGGCUAGAGAUUAUCCAAAAAGUGACAGACAAAUUAGUGAUCCAAAAAGGGAUCGUAAGGUCACCCCAGAGCUAACAACUCAGCACACUGUGAGUUUGAAUGAACUCUGGAACAAGUAUCAGGAGCGACAGAAACAAAAGAAACCUCCCGAGUUUAGUGACAGAAAAGAACUAUCCUUGGUGGAGCGACUUGAUCGUUUGGCUAAACUUCUUCAGAAUCCCAUCACAUAUUCUCUCUGGGCCUCUGAAAGCACACAGGAUGAUAGCAGAGGGGAACGGGAUAUUAAGCAACAGCAGAAAAUCAAGCUUCAGAAAAAGAAGCGGUAUAAGAGCCUGGAGAAAUGCCAUAAAAACACAGGAGAGCUUAAAAAAAGCAAGGCGCUUUCUACUCAUCAAGCUGGGAAGUCCAACCAGAUUAAAAUUGAACAGAUUAAAUUUGAUAAGUAUAUCCUGAGAAAACAGCCAGGUUUUCAUUAUAUAAACAACACUUCCUCAGAUUCUAGACCAUCUGAUGAAAGUGAGCUGCUCACAGACACUGCCACCAACAUCCUUUCCACAACCAAUUCUCCUGUGGAAUCUGAUAUCUUGACCCAAACAGAUAAAGAGGUGACUUUGCAGGAGAGAAGCAGCUCUAUUUCCACCAUUGACACUGCCCGACUGAUCCAAGCUUUUGGCCAUGAAAGAGUUUGUCUGUCACCCAGGCGAAUUAAAUUAUACAGCAGCAUUACCGACCACCAGAGGAGAUACCUUGAGAGGCGGAGCAAGAAGAAUAAGAAAGCUUUGAAUACAAGUCAUCCCCAAAUGACUUCUGAGCACACCAGAAGGAAACACAUCCAGGUGGCAAACCAUGUGAUUUCUUCUGAUUCUAUUUCAUCUUCUACCAGUAGUUUCUGGAGCUCAAGCCCCACCGUUUGCAACAAGCAAAAUGUACAUACGUUAAACAAGGGUGUACAAGCAGGUAACUUGGAGAUCGUGAAUGGUGUCAAAAAACACACUCGAGAUGUUGGGAUGACUUUCCCAACUCCAAGCUCUAGUGAGGCUAGAGUAGAAGAGUACAGCGAUGUGACUUCUUGGUCAGAAGAAAAAAUAGAAGAGAAAAGUCUUCUCACCGGUUAUCUUGGGGAUAAAAAGUUAAGGAAGAACAAGCAGAGUUGCAGUGAAGGAGUUUCAUGGUUUGUUCCUGUGGAAAAUGUGAAGUGUGGUCCUAAGAAGGAAAACCUGCCCAAACUUUAUGGCCCUGGUAUCUGCUGGUUUGCACCAAUAACCAACACCAAACCGUGGAGAGAGCCACUGCGGGAACAGAACUGGCAGGGACAGCACAUGGACAGCCACGGGUCACUAGCAGGCCCAGGCAGAGAUCCCCCGAGGCCAUUUGUGAAAGCAACCCUACAGGAAUCUCUUCAGCUUCACAGACCCGACUUCAUCUCCCGCUCUGGGGAGAGAAUAAAGCGUCUGAAGUUAAUAGUGCAGGAGAGGAAACUACAGAACAUGUUACAGAGUGAGCGGGAGGCACUGUUCAACACUGUCAGAGAAUGGCAAGGCUGCCAGGACCCAACACGCCGGCUCCUGAAGAGAGGCUUCCUGGAUGCCCAAAAGAACAGGCCUAUUGGAAAGAAGGAAAUGAUUCAGAGGUCUAAACGGAUUUAUGAGCAGCUUCCAGAAGUGCAGAGAAAGAGAGAAGAAGAGAAGAGAAGAUUGGAAUAUAAGUCAUACCGGCUACGAGCUCAGCUAUUCAAGAAGAAAGUGACCAAUCAGCUCUUGGGGAGAAAAGUUCCCUGGAACUGA